AUGAAGCUGUACGGGCCGACGUCUCGUUCGCAUCGGAUUGCAGUCACCGCGAAGUAUUGUUCGAUUCGAUUGGACUACGUCCCGGUGACGAUGGGGGAAACGAACAAAACGGAAGAGUAUCUGAAGAUGAACCCGUUCGGUAAGGUGCCGAUGCUGGUGUGCGACGACGCGAAUGAGACGGCGGUGUUUGAAUCGAACGCGAUUUGCCGAUAUUUGUGCUCUGUGAGUGGCGAGAUGGUAUACCCGAAGGAAAGCGGGGGUGCGGAAUUGCGAGCGAAAAUCGACGGCUUUAUGGAUAGUUUUAACCAGUUGGACGCGAGCGGACCGGGGUGGUUGUACCCAAUCAUCGGGAUCGGGAAAGCCAGAGGUGUCGCGUACGACGAAAUAAACGAGGAGAGGACGAAGAAAACAUGUCGCUCUUUUUUGACGAGUUUAGAACAGCACUUGAAGAAAACGAUGGCGGAGAAGAGAGGCGCGUUUUUAGUCCCAGAGAGAGGCUUUACGUUGGCGGAUAUCGUCGGCGCGUCGAGUUGCGAGAAUUUGUUUUUACACCUGAUUCCUGAGAACGAGUGGAACGAAGAGUAUCCGGCGGUGAAGUUUUGGUUGGAAACGGUGUACGCGUUGCCGGAAUGGUUAGAAGCGGUCGGGAAGAUGACGUGUUGUCAAGAACCGAUGCGAUGGGAAGGCGAAGUGAAAGCGCUGAAAAACUUGCCCAUCGAUCAAACCGAAAAUUGCAGUUGGUCCGCGGCGAAAGUUCGAAAUACGUUCACUUCUUUUUUUGAAAGCAAGCACGCGCACACGAUCGUGCCGUCUUCGCCAGUUGUGCCGCACGACGAUCCGACUUUACUCUUUGCCAACGCCGGCAUGAACCAGUUCAAACCAAUCUUUUUAGGCACGUGCGACCCGAAAUCACCGCUGUAUACGUUGAAAAGAGUCACGGAUUCGCAAAAGUGCAUUCGCGCCGGAGGUAAACAUAACGAUUUAGACGACGUCGGGAAAGACACGUAUCAUCACACGUUCUUUGAAAUGCUCGGGAACUGGUCAUUUGGCGAUUACUUUAAAGAAGGCGCCAUUUCCAUGGCGUGGGAGUUGUUAACGGAGGUGUACAAAAUCGACCCGGAUCGAUUAUACGCGACGUAUUUCGGUGGCGAUCCAAAGCAAGGUUUAGAACCGGAUUUAGAAGCGAGAGAUAUUUGGUUGAAGUUUCUCCCAGCCUCGAAAGUGCUACCCUUCGAUUGCGCGGAUAACUUUUGGGAGAUGGGCGAUACUGGACCGUGCGGUCCCUGUACCGAAAUCCAUUUCGAUCGAAUUGGUAACAGAGACGCGUCGAGUUUAGUCAACAUGGACGAUCCGAACUGUUUGGAGAUUUGGAACUUGGUGUUUAUUCAAUACAACCGAGAGGAAGGUGGGGUUUUGAAACCGUUACCGAGCAAACACGUAGAUACCGGCAUGGGUUUCGAACGCUUGGCGAGUUGCUUACAAGACCGACCGUCGAACUACGAUACGGAUGUAUUUCUCCCGAUUUUCAGAGAGAUUCAAAGAGUGACCGGUUCGUCGCCUUACACCGGUUUGUUAGGUGUCGCUGAUGCUGGAGAGAAAGAUAUGGCGUACAGAGUAGUCGCAGAUCACGUGAGAACGUUAACCGUCGCCAUAGCGGACGGCGCCAGUCCCGGGUCAGAUGGGAGAAACUACGUCUUGAGAAGAGUCUUGAGAAGAGCCGUUCGAUUUGGACGCGAGAAAUUGAACGCCAAACAAGGCUUUUUCCACAAGUUGGUACCGACGGUUGUAAAAAUGCUCGGCGAAACGUUUCCGGAAAUCAAGAAAGAGGAAAAAAGAGUCAUCGAAAUCAUCGCCGAAGAAGAGGAAUCGUUUGGAAAGACACUUUUGAAAGGUAUCGAAAAGUUUAAGAAAAUUGCGGAAGGCGCGAGAGGUGAAAACAGAAACGUCAUUUCUGGCGUCGAGGCGUUUUUAUUGUGGGAAUCUUUUGGUUUCCCGAACGAUUUAACGGAAAUCAUGUGCGAGGAGAACGGUUUGACGUUGAACAACGAAGAGUUUGACCAAGUGUUCAAAGCGGCGCAAGAGAAAUCGAGAAUGAGCUCCAAGAAGAACACCGGCGUGGAUUUGUUGUUCCAAGCGGAAGCGACGGCAUGGUUGUCGAAUAACAACAUCGCAACUACAAAUGAUUCGUUCAAGUACGUCAAAAACGUUCCGAAAGUGGAUACGACAGUCAAAGCGAUUUUGACGAGCUCGGACGGAUUCGUUCAAUCUACGGAAGGACAAAGCGGGCCGUUUGGUUUGAUUUUAGAAUCGACACCAUUUUACGCAGAAUCUGGAGGUCAGGUUUCUGAUACCGGGUCUCUGAACGUCAACGGUAAAGAUUUAUCUGUUUCCGAGGCGAAAGCGGCUGCUGGGUACAUCUUGCACGUCCUAUCGGAUGAUUCCGUUUCGGUUUCGGUUGGCGACGCGUGCACCGCGCAAGUCGACGUUGCUCGACGUUCGGACAUCAUGCCUAAUCACACGAUGACACACGUCGUUAACUUUGCCUUGCGCGAAGUCUUAGGAAACGACGUCAACCAGAAAGGUUCCGUCGUGGACGACGAAAAGUUGCGUUUUGACUUUUCCCACAACAAACCAGUCACGGCGAAGCAAAUCCAAGAGGCGCAAGACAUCGUCAACUCGCAAAUUAAAGAAAACUUGUCCGUCCACACGAGAGAGGUGGCGUUAACGGACGCGCAGAAAAUCAACGGUUUGCGCGCGGUAUUCGGUGAAGUGUAUCCUGACCCGGUCAGAGUCGUUUCUGUCGGUCCAGCCAUCGACGAUUUGUUAUCCAAUCCGUCCAACGAGGCGUGGGCGAAGCGAUCGAUUGAGUUUUGCGGCGGCACGCAUUUGAAAAGCACCGCGGAAGCGGAAGAUUUUGCCAUCAUCGAAGAAGUCGGCACAGCGAAAGGUAUUCGACGCAUCACUGCAGCCACGAAAGGCCAAGCGAGGCAAGCCUUCCAGAAUGCCAAAGAUUUCAUGGAUACGAUUGAUGCGACGGCGAAAAUUACCGAUUUAACCGAGCUCUCCGCGCAACUGUCUUUGUUGAAAGGUUCCAUCGACGACGCGGAGAAAACGAUGCCGUUCGCUUCUCGAGAAAAUUUGAGAGAGUUGAUCGUCCGAGAAAAUAAGCGAUACUUGGAUGAAAAGAAAAAAGCCGCCGCUGAAGCAGCCGCUAAAGCCAUCGAGCAACUCUCCGUCAUGUGCGGCGAAGCCUCCUCCAAGAGCGAAAACUUUCUCGUCGCCAACCUCGGCGAAGGUUUAGACGCGAAAGUGUUGGGCGAGUGCGCGCAAUCGGUCGCCGCGAAAGGUUUAUCGUGCGCAUUGUUCGCCACGAACGACGGGAAAGCCGUCGCGUUGUGUUCGGUCCCUUCCGACGUGAAGAACAAAACCAACGAGGCUAAAAACUGGUUAGAUGUGUGCUUGAAGCCGCUCGGAGGGAAAGGCGGCGGUAAAAAAGGCGUCGCGCAAGGCCAAGGACCAAACGCUGAAGCGAUGACCGAAGCCAUGGAUGCCGCCGCGGCGUUCGCCAAGAUGUCCAUUAAAUAA
Molecule: messenger RNA, 3585 nt
Organism: Bathycoccus prasinos
Lineage: Eukaryota; Viridiplantae; Chlorophyta; Mamiellophyceae; Mamiellales; Bathycoccaceae
Product: alanyl-tRNA synthetase
Exons: 1
Coding region: 1-3585 (1194 amino acids)
Biological process (GO): alanyl-tRNA aminoacylation; tRNA modification
Cellular component (GO): chloroplast; cytoplasm; mitochondrion
Molecular function (GO): alanine-tRNA ligase activity; ATP binding; nucleic acid binding
Source: RefSeq, a predicted model, not a curated record